Coffea arabica (coffee) is the source of this 1585-nucleotide messenger RNA. Its product is annotated as GDSL esterase/lipase At4g10955-like. NCBI's taxonomy places the organism in Eukaryota, Viridiplantae, Streptophyta, Magnoliopsida, Gentianales, Rubiaceae. The record is from RefSeq and is a predicted model, not a curated record. Gene Ontology annotation, biological process: lipid metabolic process.
AUCAAUUUCGAACAGCUAACGGCAACACCCCACCAUCAUCAAUGUCGAACAAGCUAACAGCAACUGCCACCCACCGCCACCAUAAAUGAGUCAUGGAAGCGAGCAAGGUAGGCAUAUUCGAAGAGUCUUCAAAUCAAACCAAACUCCGCAAGCUUUGAGCUCCUCCGAUCCAUCUCCUCUGAAAUCUCAAUUCUCCGUGAUCUUCCAGUGUACAUGGGGGUUUGUCGGAGCUUUCACAGGUUUAUUAUGUGUUUUGCAGGUAUCGUUUGAUAUUCUAUUAGCCAACACUCCAUGGAUAGAGAUUCAGGAGAACAAAUAAGGAGAGAGAUGGUAAUGGCAUCAGAAAGGGAGAAUUUUGAGCUUUCAGGGCCAUUGCACCUAUCUAGUAUGGACUGGAAGAGUACAGAUUAUCGAAGAUCUGUUGCAGCUUGUUUGGUACAGGGUGUCUACAUUCUGGAACGCGAUCGCCAGGAAAAGCGGCAGGGAAGUGAAGCACUUGCUCCUCCAUGGUGGAAUUUCUUCCAUUUUCAAUUAUGCACUCCGCUUGUUGAUGAGGCUGAUUCAUCUACCUUUGGUGCCAUCUAUGAAUUGAAACACCCAAUGCCUGAUGAUAAAAGUUCAGUUAAUGACAGCCCACGUUAUGUUAUUGCUUUUCGAGGUACAUUAACCAAGGGUGAUGCAUUCUCCCGGGACCUCCAAUUGAAUGUCCACUUAGUCCGGAAUGACCUUCACCAGACGUCUCGAUUUGAAAUAGCCAUUCAAGCUGUUCGGAGCAUUGUUGCAACAUAUGGAAGUUCAAAUAUUUGGCUAGCUGGACACUCUCUGGGAUCUGCCUUGGCAUUGCUUGUUGGAAAGAGUAUGGCAAAAACAGGAGUCUUACUUGAAGCUUUUCUGUUUAAUCCACCAUUUGUUUCAGCUCCAAUUGAGAGAAUAAAGGACAAAAAAGUCAAACAUGGGCUUCGAAUUGCAAGUAGUGUCGUAACCGCUGGACUUGCUUUUGCUAUGAAAAAUAGCCACCGGAAGAAUCAAACAGGAGAUACAUUUGUUGCAUUGUCAGAAUGGAUGCCAUGCCUAUUUGUUAAUCCAGCGGAUCACGUAUGCUCCGAGUAUAUUGGGUAUUUUGAACACAGGAAAAACAUGGACGAGAUUGGUGUUGGACUAAUUGAGAAAUUGGCAACCCAGCACUCGCUUGGGGGUCUUGUUAUGACCGCAAUGGGCAAGGAGGCAGGAGAGCCCCUAUACCUUAUUCCUUCUGCAAAAUUAACGGUUAAUUUAUCUCCCUCACAAGAAUUCAAAGAAGCCCACGGAAUACACCAAUGGUGGAGGUCUGAUCUGCUCUUAGAAUUGAAAACUUACAAGUACUGAUGGUUGUUAUGUUGUACAGGUAUUGACAAUUUAUUAUAGAAUUAUGCUGUACAGGAAUUGUCACAUAAUUCCUGAUUUAUAUUAUAAAUGUAAUACCAGGAUCGAUGCUAAAAUGAUUAUGGGUUGUGGAAUUAUUGUGGUGAGAUGGAUCAAGCAUGAUCUUCACUUUCACUAUUCUGAGCUUUUUAUGCAGCCUGACGUGCAGUAUUUGAAACUCGAA